Alosa sapidissima (American shad) is the source of this 1482-nucleotide messenger RNA. It is a transcript of the gene cstf1, whose product is annotated as cleavage stimulation factor, 3' pre-RNA, subunit 1. NCBI's taxonomy places the organism in Eukaryota, Metazoa, Chordata, Actinopteri, Clupeiformes, Clupeidae. Bases 17 to 1399 code for a protein of 460 amino acids. Gene Ontology annotation, biological process: mRNA 3'-end processing. The transcript is spliced from 6 exons. Gene Ontology annotation, molecular function: RNA binding; protein binding. Gene Ontology annotation, cellular component: mRNA cleavage stimulating factor complex. The record is from RefSeq and is a predicted model, not a curated record.
CAAAACACUUGACGUUAUGACGUUACCACAUUCUCUGACGUUACGUAGGAUACGUUCAGCGUGUGGAGAAAGUUCAUCCAGUGCUGCGACGGAAGCUAUUAAAAUGUACCGCCCCAAGCCCACGUUGAAAGACCGACAACAUCUUUACAAGUUAAUCAUCAGCCAGUUAUUAUAUGAUGGGUACACCAACAUAGCCAACAGUCUUAUCAACGAAGUCAAGCCCGCCAACGUUGUCUCUCCCUCCGAACAGCUCAUGCAGCUCGCUAAAAUAGGGAUGGAAAACGAUGACAGUGCAGUGCAGUACGCCAUCGGACGCUCGGAUACCGUGGCUCCAGGAGUGGGUAUCGAUUUGGAGUUUGACGCAGAUGUACAAACCAUGUCCCCCGAAGCGUCCGAGUACGAGACGUGCUACGUGACCUCGCACAAGGGCCCUUGCCGAGUGGCCACGUACAGCCGAGAUGGGCAGUUGAUCGCCACUGGGUCUGCCGACGCCUCAAUCAAGAUCCUGGACACAGAACGGAUGCUGGCCAAGAGUGCCAUGCCGAUAGAAGUGAUGAUGAACGAGACAGCACAGCAGAACAUGGAGAACCACCCGGUCAUCCGGACCCUCUACGACCAUGUGGACGAGGUCACGUGCCUAGCCUUCCACCCCACGGAACAGAUCCUGGCAUCGGGCUCGCGGGACUACACACUCAAGCUGUUCGACUACUCUAAACCAUCAGCCAAAAGAGCCUUCAAACACAUACAGGAAGCAGAGAUGCUGCGCUCGAUCUCCUUCCACCCGUCGGGCGACUUCCUGCUGGUGGGCACGCAGCACCCAACGCUGCGCCUGUACGACGUCAACACCUUCCAGUGCUUCGUCUCGUGCAACCCGCUGGACCAGCACACGGACACCAUCUGCAGCGUCAGCUACAACCCCACCGCCAACAGUUACGUCACCUGCAGCAAGGAUGGCAGCAUCAAGCUGUGGGACGGCGUGUCAAACCGCUGCGUGGCCACCUUCGACAAGGCACACGACGGCGCAGAGGUCUGCUCGGCCAUCUUCUCCAAGAACUCCAAGUACAUCCUUUCCAGCGGGAAGGACUCUGUGGCCAAGCUGUGGGAGAUCUCCACUGGACGCACGCUGGUCAAGUACACAGGUGCGGGUUUGAGCGGGCGUCAGAUGCACCGCACGCAGGGUGUGUUCAAUCACACAGAGGACUACGUGCUGCUGCCGGACGAGCGCACCAUCAGCCUGUGCUGCUGGGACUCGCGCACGGCCGAGAGGAAGAACCUGCUCUCGCUUGGACACAACAACAUUGUGCGCUGCAUCGUCCACUCGCCCACCAACCCCGGCUUCAUGACCUGCAGCGAUGACUUCCGUGCGCGCUUCUGGUACCGCCGCACCACCACCGACUGAAGAGGAGGAGGAAGAGCAGGAAGGGAACAAGAGAAGGACAUCAACAUCACAAACUGUCAGCCAAUACAGUUCAUAUCCAGUCA